CGUCCGCCCCCACUCCUAAAUCAAGUACCCCAAAUCCCCCUAGAAAGUAAAGACUUUUGUGAAGCUAUUGAUGGCGUGUGCAGUUCUAAUUAAUUCUCUUUGAAACGCUCAAAAUAUUCCAGAAGAUAAGAAUAUCACAAAAUUUAUUAAACAUCCAGACUAAGCUAUUAUUGUUUAAAUUCUUUUCAUUUUCAAACCAGUUUUUGUUCAAACAAAACCUGCAUGAUCCACCACCCACUGGGCUCAAAUCGAUUGUUUUGAUCUUUAUAACUGUAUAUGUGGAUUUGGGGUGGUGUUAAAUCAGAUAAUUGAAGGUUGAAAGUGAAGAGAUUGGAUAAAAAAUGGGUUCUUGGACUCGCAGGAAAAUCAUUGAUCCUUUUCUCCAAAUCCUCCAGAGGGGAACAGAGCCGAAACAGUUGGCAUUCUCUGCGGCCAUCGGAAUCACUAUGGGGGUAUUUCCCAUUUGUGGUGUCACUGUAUUCCUAUGUGGGAUAGCUAUUGCAUUAUUGGGAUCCUUUUGUCAUGCUCCAACUACGAUGUUGGCUAACUUCAUUGCUACUCCAAUUGAAUUGAGUCUGAUGAUUCCAUUUCUACGCAUGGGUGAGUUUAUGACUGGUGCAUCUCAUUUUCCUUUGACCUCUGAUGCACUGAAGAAGGUCUUCACUGGUGAGGCUUCAAAGGAAGUCUUGCUCAGCAUUUUCCAUGCGAUAUUGGGCUGGCUUGUUGCUGUACCAUUCAUCCUAGCAGGACUUUAUGUAGCGUUUUUGCCAUGUUUUACGAUCUUGGUUCACAAGUUCAGCACUCGUCCUCCAAGCCCGAAGACGCUUCUCACACCACUUACAGAAGACCUGGGGGAGUCUAGCAAUUCUGUACAUGUAUGAAGUUCAGUAUUUUUCCCAAAGUUCAUCACUUGCUCAUGAACUCGCAGCUUUGCCAAAAGUGACAAGGGGGCCUGGGGAAGGCCUACUACUACAUGAGGGGGGAGCUUUAAAUAAGAAGCUUUACCCCUGAAUCUCAAUCAAACUCCAGUGUAAUCUCUUUCUUUUAUACAAAAACUUUGUUAGAUUAA
Molecule: messenger RNA, 1069 nt
Organism: Lycium barbarum (goji berry)
Lineage: Eukaryota; Viridiplantae; Streptophyta; Magnoliopsida; Solanales; Solanaceae
Exons: 6
Coding region: 342-881 (179 amino acids)
Cellular component (GO): intracellular membrane-bounded organelle
Source: RefSeq, a predicted model, not a curated record